AAUGCAGCUAACAACAAGCCUUUUCUUUCUGUAUGUUUUAUGUAGCUAAUUAUUAGCCAAAUAGCUGAGUUGUUUAUUGGUGAACGUUGCUCAGUUUGACUGUGGAGUUUAAUUUGUAACCAUAAACAGAGCGAUGCAGCACCUCCAGUUUUUUUUUUUUUUUUUUUUUUUUUUUUUUUCAAAUGUAUUAGUCUGUUUAGUGGCUUUUUAAAGAAUAAGAACUUAUUUCCUCUGCAGUCAUGAUGAACUAAAUGCUGAAUUUGAACUAAAGCCAAGUACAGCCUGUCUUUGUAUGGGGGGGGAAAAUCCCUACAAAUGGGAGCUGUUGAAAAGGGAGUGGUUUGUGCUGACAGCAAUGCCAGUUCAAUACUUGCUCGUGAAUUGAGUGUACGUUGGGUCAGUUCUGAGACACAGCCUGCAUCCUGCAGAUGUUCCAGUGGUGGUGCUCCGCUUGACCAAUUCACCUCAGUAACUUGUCAACCAGGAAGUUUUUCCAGGUGAGGGACAUUUUGCGUGGCAGUUGUUCCUCAUUUCUGAUCUUGUGACGGAGGGAAAGGAGCAGAAAGGUGUGAAGGAGAAACGCUCAGACAUGUUGGAUCCAAGAGUGAAUGAAACCAGGGGAGGCCAGAUUCAGUCAAUGGUCAACAACUUCAGUCAGAAUUAUGAAGGCUUCCUUAUCACCGAUCCCAGGCCACCAGGAUACAUCCAAGCUAUGCAGAAGAAGAACACAGUGAAGGAGCUAUUACUGCUGAAACGGCAGACUAGUGAACAGAAAUGGAACUGCUCACAGGAGGACAACAACACAGAGCAUCAUUUUAAAUCUGCAAAACUUGACACUUUUGAUUUGAGUCCUCAUAUGUUGGGCUUUCAAGCAACAGUAGCCCCACAUACCCCCACCUAUUUCCCUCUUGUUUCUCCUGAAAAUGGUCACAUUACCGCACAACAACAAAUGCAGAAUCCCCCAGCUCUGCAGGGACAAGUGGCUCCAGCUGCUGAGAUCAAGAUGACUUUAUUUCACUGGCAAAUACAGCAAGAGGCAAAGAGACUGGAAGGAGUUUCUCCUGAGCAGCUCAACUUGCAAGAUACAGAUGGUGACACAUUCCUGCACAUUGCAGUGGCACAGGGCAGACGGGCUCUGGCGUAUGUGCUUGCAGCAAAAAUGGCGAGAUGUGGCUCUCUGGACCUGAAAGAACACAAUGGGCAGACAGCUCUUCAGAUAGCAGCUGCCACCAAUCAGCAAUUAAUUGUCCACGACCUGCUGGUACAUGGAGCACAAAUCAACACCUGUGACUUCUGGGGCAGGUCUCCUUUGCAUGUGUGUGCUGAGAAAGGCCACUUUCUCAGUCUUCAAAGCAUCUGGAGGACCCUAAUUGGGAGUGGGCAAGCAGUUGAUGUUGAAAUGUUCAAUUAUGAUGGUUUAACCCCGCUCCAUGUAGCAGUCUUGUCUCACAGUGCAGUUAUUAAAGAACUGGGAUGUCUAGAAAACCCUUCGUCAUGUGUGGCAACAGAGCUGGUGCGGAGGAGACAAAUGUUUGUUGAAUGCAUUAAGACUCUGCUGCUCAUGGGCGCCUCCCACGGGACCAGGGAUCUGAAAAGUGGACGGACUUGUCUUCACAUGGUUUGUGAGGAGGCAAAUGUGGAGCUCUUGCAGCUUUUCCUUGACCAGCCAUCUUCACUGUCCAUUGUAAAUGUUAAGACAUUCAGUGGAAACACUGCCCUGCACGUUGUCAGUUCUUUGCAAAAUCAUAAAAGACAAGUGGAAGCUGUGAAGAUUCUGAUGAGAAAAGGAGCUGACCCUGGGAGCAGAAACUCUGAAAAUGAACUUCCAUCUCAGCUGGUGCCUGAAGGGCCCGUUGGUGAAAAGGUGCGACAGAUCCUGAAAGGGAAAUAUGUUCAUGCUUGAGUGAAGCUAAAAAACACUGUCAGUCAGACAGUCCAAUCUAUCAAAACAUUAUUUGCCAAAAUAAGGCAGAUGUUGGUUGUUUCAGUGAAACAUGCUACAUUGUUCAUUACCAUGUAAUGCUCUAAGUAGGUGAAGCUAUGACUUGUUUUUUCUGUGUUUUUGUUGUUUGUGAACUGUUAAUGUUUUCUGAGUUAAACUGUUACUUUAGGAUAGCUGUAGAAUCUUUUUUUUUUUUUUUUUCAUUUUUAAGGAUCAUGGGUUCAGAAGAUUUUUUUAACUUUCAAAAUUGUUUGGAGAAUUUUCACUGCUGUGAUAAAUGUAAUUGUUUGAGUUAACUAAAAAUAAAAGUGGAAAGGGUAUGCUCCAUGUCAGAUCUGGACAUACUUAAUUUAGGUGUUGUCAUGGUUUUAUCAGGUUAUUGAGAGAUAUUGUAUCAUAAGAGUGUGUUUUGAAUUUUUUUGUAAGAGAUUUCACUUUUCCUCUUGAUUUUGUUUACUUCAAGUGUAUAGGAAAUGUUUCAAAAGUCAAAGCAAGAUAAUGUCAAUUAGGAGGAAAAUUGUGCACUGUAUACACACUGCAGUGUUUUCUACAUUCUGUUGUUAAAUAUACACUACAUUGUGUUGAUAGUUUUAACAAGAUAACUAGUCUCUCCACAAGUACACCUACCAUACCAUACUGUUCCUACACUUUUAAAUGUUUGUUUUCACUGAUUUUAGUUCAGUUUCUUGCAUGUUAACGUCUUCAGAUAAUUGUUAUUAGUUUUAGUAAACCAGAUAUCCCCUAUGAAAUAACUAAA
Molecule: messenger RNA, 2699 nt
Organism: Lates calcarifer (barramundi perch)
Lineage: Eukaryota; Metazoa; Chordata; Actinopteri; Centropomidae
Gene: nfkbiz
Product: nuclear factor of kappa light polypeptide gene enhancer in B-cells inhibitor, zeta
Exons: 12
Coding region: 590-1903 (437 amino acids)
Biological process (GO): regulation of gene expression
Cellular component (GO): nucleus
Molecular function (GO): DNA binding; POU domain binding
Source: RefSeq, a predicted model, not a curated record